Molecule: messenger RNA, 1934 nt
Organism: Phaedon cochleariae (mustard beetle)
Lineage: Eukaryota; Metazoa; Arthropoda; Insecta; Coleoptera; Chrysomelidae
Source: the annotation of a GenBank genome assembly
AGAAUUGAGGUUAUAUCACUGAAAACAACUUAUAUUAUUUUCUCAGUUCUCACUGCAUUGAUCACUGAUCCCUUGUAUAAUUUUGUUCUAUAAUUGUGUUGUUGAUAUAUUUCAGUUCAAGAAUACACCUGAGAGAACAUUGGAAUGGAUCAUCCUUCUAUGAUUGAACUUAAUCCCAACAGACUUCUACUAAAUUCAAAUUUUGAUGGUUACAAAUUGUCUUUACAGGAAAUCCCAUGCCAGAGGAAAGACUUAUUCAAAUCACUUGACAGGGUCUUCUUAAGUCCCAAACAAUACUCUCUUCUUCAUGCCAAACUAUUUGGUUUUCACAAUUACUUAGUUGGUGAUCCCUAUGAUGAAAAUGAUUCAGUUUAUUUUAUAGACUGUGAAUGGAACAUUUAUAAAACAUACAUUGAUCCUAUGUGCAAUGAACUCAUAGAUCCCAUUAUUAUAUGGUCACUACCAAAAGUGAGGGAAAGAGGAGCUGGUGACUACAAUGUAUCUAUGAGAUUUAUAUCAAGUAGUAUUGGUGUUAUAGGAGAUGGUACUGGAAUAUUGUACAUAAUCGAUACAGGGCUGAGGAAUAAUGAUGAUAACUUCACUGUAUUGUUUUCUGGAGAAGUUACAGGUCAGGAUGAACCUUUUUUAGUGAUUGAUGCAUCUAUGAGAUCAAGCAAAGAUGACAUUGAUGAACUGCAUGUUUUAUUACUGAACAUUCAACAGGAUAGUACAACUGAACAUUUUUCAACAAUACUUCAUUGGAUUGUCUUUCAUAAAAUAGACCACAAUUGGAGACAAGAUUCCAUAAGACAGUUGAAAUGUAGUGGUUAUAUUGAUUAUGCUUAUUUAGAGCAGAACUGUGAACAUAUCUAUGUAGUAAGUGAUAGUGAAAGCAAAAUUAUCUUAAAUUCCGAUUUUCCAGUUGGGAAGAGUCAACAACCUGAAACAGUUGAUGAAUUUAAAAAAUUAUAUAAGUGGUCACAAAGUGAUAAUGAGAUAAAUAUAAGAAUUCCAUUAGAAGAUAAUGUUGAUGAAGGGCUUAUAAAUGUUUCAUCAGAAAAAACUGAAAUAUGUAUCAAAUAUGGUGAACAAAUUUUAAUAUUGGGUGAAUUGUACCAAAAGAUAAAUUCCCAUAUGACUACAUGGACCUUGAAGCAGAAUACCUUAGAAAUUGUUUUGAACAAGGAGGAAACUGGAACAUUGUGGAGAACAUUUCUGAGAGGAGAUCAAAAAGGGGAAUAUGAAAUGGAUACUUGCAUCAUUGGACAUGAGAGACCUACAUUUCAUUGUAAGGAUACUGAGGCAUUACCACCAUCUGGCAUGACCUUCAAUAGCCAACAAGUUGAAGAAUGUGAUUUUGAGAGUGACAAGUCUGUAACUUUUGAAAGAUUCAGUGGUUCAACCAACCAGGUCACUCAUAGAGUGAAUCUAGGUACUCAUCAAGUGCUUCUGAAAGCACAAUUACAUAAUGACCGAGCACCUGCAAUGGGAAUCAGGCAUGAUGUAGAUAUCUGUCUAUGGCAACCAGAAAAGAAUGGUGAUCAGUUUUCUAUCGUUCAUGAAGGAACACUAUUAGCACUGGGAUAUGUUCAGGCGUCGAAGCGGAACAGAAAAUUUAUCGCCUGUCCACCUGACAUGAGUUACUCAGUUAUAUGUGAAUCGUCUGGGCAUCUUUUCAUUUACAAAAAGUGCAUUGCGGUUUCCUCAGGGGAAGUGAGGAAUAGAUCUACAGGAAGAAGAGUUAACAACAUUGCACAGCAACAAGUAGUGAAUAUAUCUAAUGAUGAAAUACUUGGAAUUUAUUGUACAAAUACGAGUUUGUUUAUAUUGAGUGAGAAAGAGAUUAGAGUUCUCAAAAUAUUAUAAACAUUUUAUUAAUAACAAGAUGUAUUCAUUAAAUCAAUAUUCUCAAGAAAUAAAUACUUAAUACUAGG